CACAAUUGUGACGGUGUGCCAGUCUAUUGCAAAGCAUUUCCGGGCAUAAUUGGACUUGUUUGAUUAGUAGCAUGUCUUCCCCUGUCUCAACAAAUAACACUAAUGAUCCACGUAGACCAAACAAAAUCACCAGGUUCAAACCAGCAGCACCUGGUGGUUCGAUGGACGACCCGACACCUGAUUAUAUGAACCUCCUCGGAAUGAUAUUCAGUAUGUGUGGGCUCAUGAUGAAGCUCAAGUGGUGUGCCUGGAUAGCAGUCUAUUGUUCAUUUAUCAGUUUCGCCAACUCACGCACAUCAGAAGACACCAAACAGAUGCUCAGUAGUUUUAUGUUGUCUAUAUCAGCCGUUGUGAUGUCCUAUCUACAAAACCCUCAGCCAAUGCAGCCUCCAUGGUAACCUAGUUCAUAAACAGAAGACCAGUUACAAUCCUCACUUUUCUUAUGGCAGUACAAUUAGCAUUAAUGUCUGGCCACUGUGGUUCUUAGUUUGAUACUGGAAUCCAAGAAACUUGAAUUACAUUAUGUGGUCAGCUAUUUUACUGGCAUGUUCAAAAUUAAGAUAACAUUUGUUAAUAUGUAUUUUCAAGAUAACUGCUAGUGGUUUGGUUAUUUGAUUCAAUACUGAGUUUGUUUUAAGCUGAACGCUACACAAUUGUAUUUACAGGAUUAGGUUUUCACUAUUCUGUUUUAAUAAUAAUGAUGAUUACAACAUAGUUUGUUUUAUUAAUCUGUUUUUAAUCUAUAUAUAUAGAAACCACUAUUCCAGGCUUUCUCAAAUUAUUGUUAAAUUUUGGUUUGGGAUGCACAACAUUGUUUAGGUGUAUGUUAACUGAACUACCAGUAAACAAAAUGUACAUAAAGAACCUGUCAUCAUUACAUUAACUCGUUUUAUUCAGAAGAAAGGGAUCAUUAUAUGCAAUUUUCUCUGCCUUCAGUUUGAUGUACCAGUCAUGAAGCUGUGCUUUUGAGACUAAAAAUACCAAACAAGUAACAAAAAUGGUAGAUAUUGUUUCUUCUUGUAAAUUAUCAUUGACAUAGAGUACAUAAUGAUGGAUGAAUAUGAUUGAAUGGCAUUGCAGGUACUGUUUUAUUUUAAUAUUUUAUGAAAGUAAACCAGUUGUGAUGUA
Gigantopelta aegis is the source of this 1128-nucleotide messenger RNA. RefSeq names its product PAT complex subunit Asterix-like. Gene Ontology annotation, biological process: protein insertion into ER membrane. Lineage: Eukaryota; Metazoa; Mollusca; Gastropoda; Neomphalida; Peltospiridae. Gene Ontology annotation, cellular component: endoplasmic reticulum membrane. Gene Ontology annotation, molecular function: protein folding chaperone. The record is from RefSeq and is a predicted model, not a curated record. The coding region runs from base 72 to 398 and encodes 108 amino acids. The transcript has 4 exons.